CGUUUGAUAACAGUAAUUAUGGAUGAGGCUGUCGAUGAGUAGAAAUGAAUCCAUCCCGAGUGACGUAUAAAAAUGAAAGGCAGGACGGAAUAAAUGCGUCUCCUCUACUCCCGAACGCACUGCUUCCAGUAUAAGCAAAUGCGUGCAUACGCAUACACACACUCGAGCCGACACCGAAUACCGAGACAAGAGGAACCUAGUUCAUUUUCCUACCCGGUGCGGCGGUAGCCCAGCGUUCAUUCCAGUUCGAUCGUUGGCCGGAGCAGUAGCAAAAUUGCUGAGCGGUGCGCGCGCGUGUUUCACUCCACAGCGAUUUGUUCGGAGAGCCUUCGAUGUGAAAAGCCAACGUCCGAAACCUCUAAAGCACUGUGUACUAGUUUUUUUUUAAUAUUGUAUUUAGUGCGUGUAUAUGUGAAUGUACUAAUGUGGGUGUAAAUUUGCAUACGAAUUUCCAACGCUUUUCCGACCACUUCGACUGCGCCUCAGAACCAAGAAGAAAAUCGAAAGGACCAGCUAGGAAGCCACACGAUCUACUUGGACAAACCUUGUUGUCAACUACCGGAAUCAAUCGAACGUGUCGCAGGAUUGAAAGUGACCGUCGCGAUUUAGAACUCACUGCAUCUCGGGACGUACGCGCAGGAUGACGAUCAACACUGACGACCAGUACGGGGAUGGUGAAUCAAAAACAACCCUCAGCUCCAGCCGGCGUGAGAUCUACGAGUGCACAUGGAGGCUAAGCUGUGAAUCGAGAAAUUACGACUUUCCCGUCACCUCAUACCGCUACAGCAGCAGUAGCUACCAGGACCAGAUGGACGAUGCGCUCAACACGACGCUAACGAACGACAAGGCAACAUUGAUACAGGUGUGGAAACCGAAGAGCUACGGUUCGGUUAAGGGUCAGAUACCCCAACAGGAUCGGCUCACCUACACCUGGAAGGAGAUCGACGUAUUCGGCGAAGCACCGUCUGAUGGAAAGUCGCGCGAACCGCUGUGCGCUCGGAUCCGCAACUGCUGCACACGUCAGCGUAAGGAUUUUAACCCUCGCAAACACCUGCUGAAAAAUGUGACGGGAGUGGCCCGGAGUGGUGAGCUCCUUGCGGUGAUGGGUAGUUCCGGUGCCGGUAAGACAACUCUGCUGAACGCACUCGCCUUCCGUUCGCCACCAGGUGUAAAGAUAUCACCGAAUGCCGUACGCGCCCUGAACGGUGUGCCGGUCAAUGCGGAACAGUUGCGGGCUCGUUGUGCCUACGUACAGCAGGACGAUCUGUUCAUACCGUCGCUGACGACGCGUGAACAUCUGGUGUUUCAGGCGCUUCUGCGAAUGGGUCGAGACGUACCAGCGAGCGUGAAGCAGCAUCGCGUGCAGGAGGUACUGCAGGAGCUUUCACUGGUGAAGUGUGCUGAUACAAUCAUCGGUGCACCCGGACGCAUCAAGGGACUUUCGGGUGGAGAACGAAAGCGUCUCGCGUUUGCCUCGGAGACGCUUACCGAUCCACAUCUGCUGCUGUGUGACGAACCCACUUCCGGGCUCGAUUCGUUCAUGGCUCACAGUGUGCUGCAGGUGUUGAAAGGUAUGGCGAUGAAGGGUAAAACCAUCAUACUCACCAUACACCAGCCAUCCUCCGAGUUAUACUGCCUGUUCGACAAGAUAUUGCUGGUUGCGGAGGGUCGUGUAGCUUUUCUCGGUUCACCCUACCAGUCGGCGGAGUUUUUCUCUCAAUUAGGAAUUCCCUGUCCGCCCAACUACAAUCCGGCCGACUUCUAUGUGCAGAUGCUGGCGAUCGCCCCGGCCAAGGAAGCCGAGUGCCGUGACAUGAUCAAGAAGAUCUGUGAUUCGUUCGCGGUCAGCCCUAUUGCGCGUGAAGUACUCGAAACGGCAUCCGUUGUAGGUAAGGGGAUGGAUGAACCGUACAUGCUGCAACCGAUGGAAGGAGUUGGUAGCACCGGAUAUCGUUCCAGCUGGUGGACACAGUUCUAUUGCAUUCUUUGGCGUUCGUGGCUGAGUGUUCUGAAGGAUCCGAUGUUGGUGAAAGUGCGCCUAUUGCAAACAGCAAUGGUGGCGACACUGAUCGGUUCCAUCUACUUCGGACAGGUGCUUGACCAGGACGGUGUGAUGAAUAUCAAUGGUUCGCUGUUUCUGUUCCUCACUAACAUGACCUUCCAGAAUGUGUUCGCCGUAAUUAAUGUGUUCUCUGCCGAGCUGCCCGUGUUUUUGCGCGAAAAACGUUCCCGGCUGUACCGCGUCGACACAUACUUCCUUGGGAAAACAAUCGCUGAGCUGCCACUGUUCAUUGCGGUACCGUUCGUCUUCACCUCCAUAACGUACCCGAUGAUAGGACUGCGAGCCGGUGCGACCCACUACUUCAUUACGCUCUUCAUCGUGACACUCGUCGCGAAUGUGUCCACCUCGUUCGGGUACCUGAUUUCCUGCGCCAGCUCUUCCAUUUCGAUGGCACUGUCAGUGGGACCGCCGGUAGUCAUCCCGUUCCUAAUCUUCGGUGGCUUCUUUCUUAACUCGGCCUCGGUGCCCGCAUACUUCAAAUAUCUGUCCUAUCUGUCAUGGUUCCGGUAUGCGAACGAAGCGCUCCUGAUCAACCAGUGGAGCACGGUGGCCGAUGGUGAAAUAGCCUGCACACGUGCGAAUGUCACCUGUCCACGAUCGGGAGAAAUCAUUCUAGAAACGUUCAACUUCCGCGUGGAAGACUUUACGCUGGACAUUGCCUGUCUGUUUGCGUUGAUUGUGCUCUUCCGGCUUGGUGCUCUGCUAUGUUUAUGGUUGCGUUCGCGCAGCAAAGAGUAAAAUGAGAAUGUUCUUUAUCGUUUAUGGCCGUUUUGUUUUUUUUCUUGUUUUUUAAGUUACUCUGCUAGCCAUUUUCCCCAUGUGCCAGGGCUGAUGGCGUCCUAUUUUGUAUUUGAGACGAGUUUCUUUUUUUGUUAGUUUUGUCUUCAUUAAAUAUGUUUUCUCUUGUUUGUUCUACGGUUAAGCAACUUUACGUAAAUGCGUAGGACAGACCUAGACUGCUAUGUAUGGCGUCUUUCAAGCGUGGCAUCUACCCGCAACAAAUGUACGGCGUUAAAGCCAGAAAGUAUAUAUAUACACACAUUCAUAUGCACAUACAUAGUGAAUUGCAAGUUGUCUAGUUACCGAACCAGAUUAGCCGUUUGUGUCAAGUAUUUUCUAUUCUCUUUCUCUUUUUCGACAAGGCGGAAGAAGUUUUCUCCAUCUGAAUUUGCGAUCCGGAAAAGGUUUUGAGCCUGUUAUCGUCUGUCUACCCGCCGACUACGGUGUCGUAUUGUUUUAUUAAUGUAGAAAUAUUAUGGCAAGUGACGAGCAAUCUAUAAGAAUAGUAAUAAUAAUAAUAAAAAUAAAAAUGAUGAUGAUAAUCAAUAACAUUAAUAUAAAAAUGGAUAAAAUGGACUCGCACUUUUUCUCCAAAUUAACCGAAUUAUCAAUAAGUGUUCUGUU
Molecule: messenger RNA, 3466 nt
Organism: Anopheles funestus (African malaria mosquito)
Lineage: Eukaryota; Metazoa; Arthropoda; Insecta; Diptera; Culicidae
Gene: w
Product: protein white
Exons: 6
Coding region: 641-2800 (719 amino acids)
Biological process (GO): transmembrane transport
Cellular component (GO): plasma membrane
Molecular function (GO): ATP binding; ABC-type transporter activity; ATP hydrolysis activity
Source: RefSeq, a predicted model, not a curated record